UUGAAAACAAAGUGUACCUGGAAAUGUAUUGUGUGUGUGAAAAAGAAAAUUGAAGAUGUAUCCUUCAGUAAACGUGAGCGACAUUAUUGAUAGCGACAUACCAUAUCGUAAAGAGUACUACUCCUCUCCUUCCGCACCACCGCAGCCUCCCAACACCGCCACUUUCACCGGUAUCCGCCAACUCCAAACCGAUCCUCCACCGCUUACUACUUCUACUGCUUCUCAUUCCCCCCUCCCAUGGUCCACCGGUCUCUGCGAUUGUUGCGACGAUGUUACCAGUUGUUGCUUGACAUGCUGGUGUCCAUGUGUCACAUUUGGACGCAUUGCAGAAAUGGUCGAUAGGGGAUCAACUUCAUGUGGAGUAAGUGGAGCGCUCUACACAUUGAUAUUGUGCGUGACUGGUUGCUCGUGUAUGUACUCGUGCUUUUAUCGGUCCAAAUUGAGGGGUCAAUAUUUCUUGGAAGAGUCCCCUUGUACCGAUUGCUGCAUCCACUGUUGCUGCGAGGAAUGUGCUCUCUGCCAAGAGUAUAGAGAGCUCAAGAACCAUGGCUUCGACAUGUCUAUAGGUUGGCAUGGAAAUGAGGAAAGGAAGAAAAGAAUUGCUGCAAUGCCUCCAACGGCACAAGGAAGCAUGAAGAGGUAGAAGGCACAGAUGGAAAUUAGUGUAUUUACUCCAUAAGAAAAUAUUAUAUUUAAUGAAAUAAAAUGUAAGCCUCUUCGCUCAUUUAUGUAAUAAACUAAGAGAAGCUCUAUAUAUCCCGUUGGUGUAAGGGGACUAAAUUUGUUUAUGAUUAUUCUUCCACUAUUUAUUUUUACUUAUUACAA
Ziziphus jujuba (common jujube) is the source of this 825-nucleotide messenger RNA. Its product is annotated as protein PLANT CADMIUM RESISTANCE 11. Lineage: Eukaryota; Viridiplantae; Streptophyta; Magnoliopsida; Rosales; Rhamnaceae. The record is from RefSeq and is a predicted model, not a curated record. The coding region runs from base 56 to 643 and encodes 195 amino acids. The transcript is spliced from 4 exons.